AUGGAAGAUGCUGUGGCUUCGUUCAAAUCUCCCUCACAACUUUGUUUCCUCUUCAUGUUAUUAAUCUUAGAAGGAGCCCCAGCAAUUCCUAUUUGGGAACGCUUUGCUGAUGAUCUAGCACGGGACUAUGGUGGGAAUGUACUUGGGCCAAUGAGUGUCACUGUGAAAGCUCACACAUUACUGGACAUUCAACAACUGCUUCAACAACGAGGGAAGUCCACUGCCAAUUUUGGACUCCCUAACAUUACAAUCCACUCCGCCAAAGUCCUCACUCAAUUGGAUUAUUUCCUUCCCCAAUGUUCAUUAUUACUGAGGAAGAACUCUGAAAUGGUUGCAGGCUUUUCUUCCGAUCAACGCCAUGUAUAUGACACCCUUUGGAACGCUAUCUAUCGAAACACCCCUUCCAGCCCCCACCUCUUUUUUCUCACUGGGAGAGCUGGUAGAGGCAAAACGCAUGUUUCGAAAGCCCUGAUUCAUCUUGCUCGAGGUCAAGGUGAACUCCCAUUUGUGGUUGGAGCGACUGCAUUAGCGGCCUCAAAUUAUGACUGUGCAUGGACUGCUCAUAGUGGUUAUAUGAUUCCGGUGGUUAAAGACAAUGGGGAUGUCAUUUCUUCUUUAACACCCCAUUGUAAACAAGCUGAGUUGAUUCAAUAUGCUCCAUUUCUGAUCAUUGAUGAAGUGGGUUUAUUAAAUGUCACCGUGAUGGAGGCAAUCAACUCGUCGGAGAAGAUUGUUCUUGACUCCUUCUUUCCUCGCAUGGACAACCUCGAUGUGGUACAAAAUUUCCUCUUCCCAUUUCACAUUUUACCUCCACCCUCUUCACCUCCGGAGUCAUACCCUACCGCUGCCAUUCCGAUACUCACCUCCGGUCCUGGCAACACACCUCCUUCUACCCCCCAUGCCACCUCUGCUCCUCCUUCCCUCUCCUCCCCUAUCUCCGUCCGCUCCAAUACUCACCUCAGACCGAACACCACCCCUCUCGCCACCCUCCUACUACUCCUCCUCCUCCUACUCCGCUCCUCCUUCACAACACCUCCACCCUCCCGUCACCCUCCUAUGCUUCCCCCAUCCGCUCCGAUACUCACCUUCAGACCUGACAACUCUCCUUUCUGCCACUCCUUCCCCCUUACCUUUCCCCUCUCUCCUCCCUCUGGUACUCCUCCGCCACCCUCCUGCCAAGUUACGACCUUCCACCACUGUCCCUCCAUUGCAUUGGUGACCUCAUACUACGUAAACACCAUUGCCAAUAUCCCUCAGACUUUCAACCCCGCCUCCGUAACCUCUGUAACCUCUGCAACCCCCAAGCUUUGCGGAUCGCCUUUGGCACUUUCACCGCUUGUAAUGUAUCUCUCGCGUUUUCCCCUCAUCCCUAUUUGGACUACUGCUUCUUCCCAUUCUAGCCAGUUAGUCAUCAUCCCCACUUUUCCUCAUCCCCCUGCCCCUCUGGGCCUCGCCCUCCCUACCUCCUUUCGGACGAAUCACAGGUCCUGCCUUAUGACCUUCGGUACCGCUCUGCUUCUUCUACCCUUUGUUCCUGUUUGGACGUCUUCGUCCUGA
Messenger RNA from Cantharellus anzutake, 1557 nucleotides. RefSeq names its product PIF1-like helicase-domain-containing protein. The coding region runs from base 1 to 1557 and encodes 518 amino acids. Gene Ontology annotation, molecular function: DNA helicase activity. NCBI's taxonomy places the organism in Eukaryota, Fungi, Basidiomycota, Agaricomycetes, Cantharellales, Hydnaceae. The transcript has 4 exons. Gene Ontology annotation, biological process: DNA repair; telomere maintenance. The record is from RefSeq and is a predicted model, not a curated record.